Messenger RNA from Candoia aspera, 954 nucleotides. RefSeq names its product olfactory receptor 10Q1-like. Gene Ontology annotation, biological process: detection of chemical stimulus involved in sensory perception of smell; G protein-coupled receptor signaling pathway. NCBI's taxonomy places the organism in Eukaryota, Metazoa, Chordata, Lepidosauria, Squamata, Candoiidae. Gene Ontology annotation, molecular function: olfactory receptor activity; G protein-coupled receptor activity. The record is from RefSeq and is a predicted model, not a curated record. Gene Ontology annotation, cellular component: plasma membrane.
AUGGAGGGAGAACAAGGCCAGAACAAAAGCAUGGAGACUGGAUUUAUUUUCCUAGGAUUCAACACCGAUGGAACUCUGCAGAUUAUGUCUUUUACUUUAUUUUUUCUCAUGUUCCUCAUCACACUGUCAGGACACAUGACUAUUUUGAUCAUAUCUUUAGUUGAUCCUGCCCUUUAUACACCCAUGUAUUUCUUCCUGCGCAACCUCUCUUUUAUUGAAAUCUGCUACACUCUAGUCAUUGUGCCCCAAAUGCUGGUCAACUUCUUGGUCAAGAAUAGAAGAAUCUCCUUGACAGCAUGUGCUGCACAGAUGUAUUUCUUCAUUGCUUUUGGGGGUGUGGAGUGCUUUCUGUUGGUUGUGAUGGCCUACAGGUAUGUGGCCAUAUGCAACCCAUUGCGCUAUACCGUCAUCAUGAGCAGGAAUGUCUGUGUGCAGUUUUUGGCAACAGCUUAUGCCAGUGCAUUCACAAUCUCACUUGGACUCACAAUGCUGAUUUUCAGUCUUCCAUUUUGUGGCUCACAUAACAUCAAUCACUUCUUUUGUGAUAUCCCACCAGUGCUUUUUCUGGUGUGUAGCCACACAAAUACCAAUGAAGUGGCUGUAUUUGUUGUCUGCCUGACAAACUUGCUCAUUCCAUUCCUGCUUAUCCUGGUUUCCUACAUUUUUAUUGCCAAUUCUAUCUUCAUGAUCAAGGGCUCCGAAGGCCGGAAAAAGGCCUUCUCUACCUGUGUUGCUCACCUGGUUGUGGCCAUCCUCCAUUAUGGUUGCGCCAUCUUCAUCUACAUCCGUCCAAAGGCCAGCUACUCUCUAGAACACAGCAAGGUGGUCUCUUUGAUCUAUACCAAUCUCACACCUAUGUUAUAUCCUAUAAUUUACAGCCUCCGAAACAAGGAAGUCAAGGGAGCACUUAAGAGAAUAUGGGGAAGGAAAUUAAUUGCCAUUUAAAGACAGUGA